Penicillium subrubescens is the source of this 1896-nucleotide messenger RNA. Its product is annotated as ankyrin repeat domain-containing protein. NCBI's taxonomy places the organism in Eukaryota, Fungi, Ascomycota, Eurotiomycetes, Eurotiales, Aspergillaceae. Bases 1 to 1896 code for a protein of 631 amino acids. The transcript has 3 exons. Gene Ontology annotation, molecular function: protein binding. The record is from RefSeq and is a predicted model, not a curated record.
AUGGCAAAUGAUUCAGGACACAGCCACUGGUUUCACGAGAACUUGGAGCUUCUUCGACUGCUUUUGAAUGUUUAUCCACAUCCCGAAACACGAUUCCGGCGUUUCGGAGCAGAUAAUCCCACCGUCACAGCUCUCGGCCUUGCUGUAAGUCUGGGCCAGCUACAAACAGCCAGAUUAUUGAUCGAUCACGGUGCGGACAUAUUUGCGACUCAGUGGACUCACCUAGACGGCGCCUGGCCUGACUUUGAAACCGAUGUCUUUGGUCUAGCUUCCAAGAGAGGGGACAUUGCGAUGAUGCGUAUGCUUCUCGACGCUUCCAGGAACAUGAAAGGACCAAGUCCCAUGGUUUAUGGCUUGGAUCAAUCUCUUAUUCUCGCCGUGGCCUUUGGCCGAGAAGAGGCAACGAAGCUCCUUUUGAAUUCAGGUGUCGCUGUCUCGGCCGCUGACCAUUUUCUACGGGCAAGAGGUGCCGGUCACAGAACGCUCGUGGAGAGAGCCUUGGCUCAGCAAAACCUCGAGCUGCAUCUUACCUUGGUAGCCGCGGGAGCUUCCGUGGACUGGUCGGCUGUCAUGGAUUGCUUCAGCUUCAAACUAUUUCAUUCCAUCAAGCAGAAAGAUGUUCAGGGUGCAAUGAGCUUGUUGAGCUUGAAAGCUCCACCAGAUGAUCUAUACGAUGAUUUUCCCGAUACCGCCCUUGGCGCAGCGAUUGGGCAAGGAAGUCGUGAGCUUAUCCAACUCCUCAAAAUUGCAGGUGUUACCGCCGAAGGACAUCGUAUUCCAUAUAUUCCAAACAUGGAAACAUUAUCCUGCCUGGAGGCACUCGGGUUUCUUCCGACCAUCCUUCGCAACAACGGACAGAUGAUACUCACUUGUGCCAUUCUCCGGGCGAAAGAGGAUGGUUUGGUAGAGUACCUGCUAAGCCGUGGGGUGGACCAACAAGAGAUGAAGCUUGGCCCUCUCGAAAGUUUCGACGGUUGGUUAGACAAUCUGGGGUUGCCAGAAUGCCAAAGUCCGCUCGAGGCAGCCCUCACGCGACGAAACAUGACACUUGCACAGACUCUCAUCCACAGGGGGGCACUCGCCACAGAGAAAGAGCUUAAUGCGAUUGUUUGGCAGGCCGCGCCCACUGCAGUGGGAAUGGCGGUGCUUUGGGGAAGAACUGGCAUUGUCCGGGUCCUCCUGAAUUUUGGAAUCGAUCCGAGGGGUCUUGUAUACGUGACCGAUCCACCAGACGAGGGCGAAGAAAUAACAAACCAAGGCUCAGGCUGGUGGCACCGGGAAACCGAGGAAGUUGUGCCAUCGGUUCUAGAAGUUGCAGCAUCCAAGAGUGACCGCGAAAUCCUACAGCUUCUGCUAGACUCGAUGAAUUGGACCCAAGAAGAUAAAAGCCGUUCUCUCACAGCGUCCCUCUUUUGGAGAAAUUAUCAUCUUGUAUCAGACUUGUUGGCAGCCUGUGCGGGCGUGAAUCAGGGGAUGAUGGAGAGAGCCGUAGUCUCUGAUAAGGUGAAUACCGAAUUGCUACCUCUGCAAGUUGCGGUGAACGCCGGGAAUGUCGAUAUGGUGAAACUUCUUCUUCGGAGGGGUGCGAAAAUCAACCAGAUUGAAGCAGGCGCCGGUGGCAAGACCGCUUCACAAAUCGCUGCAAAGACCGGCAAUGUGGACCUCCUCGCUCUACUUCUGGAGAAGGGCGCGAAUGUGAAUCAGCCAGCUGCAGAAAAUAUGGGGGCUACAGCUUUGCAAUUUGCCGCCAUGGGAGGUCAUAUUGAGAUUGCAUGCCGUCUUUUGGACCAUGGCGCCGACAUCAAUGCCCCAAAGUCACGAAAAUUUGGGCGAACAGCGAUGGAAGGUGCCGCAGAGCGUGGUCACAUAGACAUGGCUGCAGCUUAUGCUCAAUAA